CGCCCCGGCCGCGGAGCCAAUGGGCGCGCGGGCAGCAGGGCGGGCGGGGCUGGGUGCGGGCGGCGGCGGCCGGCAGAAGAGCGGGCGGAGGGCGCGGGCCGAGCGGGCGCACCGACCAUGGCCUCCAAGUGCCCUAAGUGCGACAAGACCGUGUACUUCGCCGAGAAGGUGAGCUCCCUGGGUAAGGACUGGCACAAGUUCUGCCUCAAGUGUGAGCGCUGCAGCAAGACGCUGACCCCCGGGGGCCACGCUGAGCAUGACGGGAAGCCGUUCUGCCACAAGCCCUGCUACGCCACGCUCUUCGGACCCAAAGGCGUGAACAUCGGGGGUGCAGGCUCCUACAUCUAUGAGAAGCCCCUGGUGGAGGGGCCGCAGGUCACCGGCCCCAUCGAGGUCCCCACGGCCCGAGCGGAGGAGCGGAAAGUGAGCGGCCCCCCGAAGGGGCCCAGCAGAGCCUCCAGCGUCACCACGUUCACUGGGGAGCCCAACACGUGCCCACGCUGCGGCAAGAAGGUGUACUUUGCUGAGAAGGUGACAUCUCUGGGCAAGGAUUGGCACCGGCCCUGCCUGCGCUGUGAGCGCUGCGGGAAGACACUGACCCCUGGUGGGCACGCGGAGCACGAUGGCCAGCCUUACUGCCACAAGCCCUGCUAUGGAAUCCUCUUCGGACCCAAGGGCGUGAACACCGGUGCCGUAGGCAGCUACAUCUAUGACCGAGACCCUGAAGGCAAGGUUCAGCCCUAGGCCACUGCUUUCAGGUGUGGGCCCACCUGUGCCCCGACCCUGAGGGGCCCCCUGCUUGGCCCAGUUCUAUAGCAAGCCCGGGGCGUGUUGGAGAAGGGGCGGCCACCGGCAGAGCACCACACCCAUCCCUGAGGCUCUGCUGUGUCCGCUCCUCUGGCAUUCUUGGGUGUCCUGUGACCCUCUGACCCCUGUGUGACUCUGUCCCAGCAUUUCCCUGGCCCUGCGGCACUGUCCACUCUGCCUCCCUCUCCUGCUGCCCACCCCCCUGCCACUGUUAUUUAUGCUCCCUUCAUGGGUGAUGGUCAUGCCCUCACCGUGCCCCUGGCUGAGUUCGCCCCUCCGGGGUGCCCUGCUUGGUGUGCCCCACAAGCACUCCACACCCUCAUGUGGCUCACCUGCUGCCAAUAAAGGGUUUGAGGAUUGCA
Messenger RNA from Callithrix jacchus (white-tufted-ear marmoset), 1169 nucleotides. RefSeq names its product cysteine rich protein 2 (gene CRIP2). The record is from RefSeq and is a predicted model, not a curated record. Lineage: Eukaryota; Metazoa; Chordata; Mammalia; Primates; Cebidae.